Messenger RNA from Pangasianodon hypophthalmus (striped catfish), 1965 nucleotides. RefSeq names its product nescient helix loop helix 2 (gene nhlh2). Bases 496 to 870 code for a protein of 124 amino acids. The transcript is spliced from 2 exons. The record is from RefSeq and is a predicted model, not a curated record. Gene Ontology annotation, biological process: regulation of transcription by RNA polymerase II. NCBI's taxonomy places the organism in Eukaryota, Metazoa, Chordata, Actinopteri, Siluriformes, Pangasiidae. Gene Ontology annotation, molecular function: protein dimerization activity; RNA polymerase II cis-regulatory region sequence-specific DNA binding; DNA-binding transcription factor activity, RNA polymerase II-specific.
UUCUUCUCUCGAACCGUCAACACCAAGUCUGGCACGCGCUGAGUCUGUGUGUGUGUGUGUGUGUGUGUGUGUUCUUCCCCUAACCGGCGUCUCGCGCAUCACUCCAGCAUCCUGUAGACAGAAGACAGCAGCGUGUGGAGUUGAGGAGACUCCUAUCUCACACAUCUUUCAGUUUUGCUCUCUACGCGGAAGGGUCAAGCGGCAGAAAAGCAUCAUCUCUCAGCAUGCUCUACAGCUGACAGUGUGCGGCGUCAGGAUCUUCCAAAUGCGUGACUGCUAUAAAUAAACGCACCAAACUUUGCUCAUAAAUAUGUUCCUGGCCAUAUGCUGAAUUCAGAAAUGUCAUAUAGGUCCUGAGGAAUGGAUGGGAUGCUGAAGAAGAUCCAAAUCCACUGACAACACCAGAAUAAUCCGCCUGCUUUCUCCUGCUCUGCUCACACUCAGCAUCAUAUCACAGCUGCUGGAGGAACAAGGUGUGAUUUAGGGCUGCGCUUGAUGAAGAUGAUGCUGAGUCCGGAUCAGACCGAUCCUGAGCUGAUGUGGACUCAGUCGGACCCGGAAACGGUCCUGAACGUCAUUAAAGUGGAGUGCAUGCCUGAGCAGUCUCCGCUAGCAGACGGGAAGCAGCGCGCGCUCGCGCCUCCCGCACUGACCCGCGAGGAAAAGCGGCGGCGGAGGCGCGCGACCGCCAAGUACCGACUGGCCCAUGCCACGCGCGAGCGCAUCCGCGUCGAGGCCUUCAACGUGGCGUUUGCUGAGCUGCGGAAGUUACUCCCUACACUUCCGCCCGACAAGAAGCUCUCGAAGAUAGAGAUCCUCCGUCUCGCUAUAUGUUACAUAUCUUACCUGAAUCACGUGUUGGACGUGUGAACGAACUGGAGAACAUAUUAAACAUUAAAAAUCAUUUUCAAUCUGCAAGACUAUUCUGAGGACAGGAGUAAGCUCUAGAUAAGAUCUGUUUAUAAGAGUCUAGUUGUCAUAUGCCAGCUGUUAGAUGUAGACUACAGUGUGAGGUACUCAGAGUAGGAAUAGCAAUAUCCACUGAGGAUGAGUGCAAGAUAUUUAAGUGUGAAAUGGCCUAAAGUUAAUGCUUUAAAUAAUCACCUCAGAUGAAUAUGGGUUUAGCAUCAGGAAGACAUGACACAGAGUAGAGCAGCCUGAAGUGCUGGAAGCAUGAGGAGUCUUUAUUUUAACAUGUUAUUUAUUUUAUGUUUGUGUUGUAAACAGAUUUAUGUGUGGUUGUGUUAUAAAGUUGGAUAAUUUAUUUCAUUUUUAAUUAAUUGUUUGAUUGUGCUCUUAAACUAGGCCUAUGUGAGCUGUUUACUAAAUGUACAGUUAUUUAUCUUGUAAAGUGAUUGUGUUUAAGGUUUUGUUGUUGCUCUAAGCUUGCACAUUUGGAUAGUUAAUACUACAUUAGGCCUUUGAUAUCAAUGAAGGAAGUGAUUACAUUGCGGUUGAUAUCUACAUGGCAACAAGAUGCACUUCCUCUGUUUACAAAGUGCUUACGGAGACAUGAUCAUUUCUUUAUAUAACUCUGUGUAAUAUAGCCUAAGAAAGGUCUCUUUGGGGAUUAAGCAACCUAUUGUCUAGACAGAAUAAUUGAUUUCGAUAAUCGAUAAUGGGCAAUGCAAAAGAAUGCAAUAUUAUCUAAUGCCACAAGACUAUGUAAAUUCAAAAAGACGCUUUCUCUGCAGCGAGCAAAGGAUAAAGUUGUUUAUUUAUUUUCUUUUACAGACAAGCUAUUUUCUAUAUAUUAUUUAUUUAUAUUUUCAUUGUGAGUCUUAAAUUUUAUGGUACAAAAUGUUUCAUAUAGGCAUUAUAUCCAAAGAUGCCCAAUUCAGGGCCUUAAGUGUCAUUUUGUAUUGCAAAAAAAAAUUAGAAUUUCAUGUCUUGAUGGAAAAAAAAAAGAUAAUUGAAAUGAAACAUUCAAUCCAUUGUGUGUGGUUACUGCUAAACUGGGUAAAU